Messenger RNA from Lagopus muta (rock ptarmigan), 2300 nucleotides. RefSeq names its product ubiquitin specific peptidase 21 (gene USP21). Gene Ontology annotation, biological process: protein deubiquitination. The record is from RefSeq and is a predicted model, not a curated record. Gene Ontology annotation, cellular component: cytoplasm. Gene Ontology annotation, molecular function: cysteine-type deubiquitinase activity. Lineage: Eukaryota; Metazoa; Chordata; Aves; Galliformes; Phasianidae.
UCCUCCCAGCCAUGCCUCAAGCUUCGGAGCACCGUUUGGGUCGUGCCCGCGAUCCGACCGUCUCACCCGCUCAACCCAAAAGCGCCUCCAAGCUGCCGGGCCGGGCCUUGAGCCAGGAGCGCCAUUCCUUCACCUCAGCCCCAAACGGGUUUUCUCCAGCCCCAAAACUUCGCCUCCUCCCCCCCAGACCCGGAACGUUGGAAGAACGAAGCAAGAAAUCGGACCCGGAACGCGGCCGAGCCACCAAACGGGGCUCAACGUGCCGAAGGGGACCCCUAAAAGCGGACCACGGGGUGAGGGGUUCCCGGCUCCCCGCAGGCAGGGACGGCGCCGGGAGGAGCUUCCUUCUCUUUACCCGUCGGAACCGAAAGGAGGAGGAGCAAUUUGAGCCGGUCCAAAUCCGUCAGCAUCGGGGAUCUGAGCGGCGAGGACGUGGCGGCGGCGCUGAGCCGUUUGGUGCUGAGGGAUGGGGGGCAGCCGCUGAGCGCCGGGGCUCUGGCCCUAAAAAGGAGCUCGUCUCUACGGAGGGUCAACGUCGGAGCGGGGCUGGAUGGCAGAAGCGCCGCCCCGCUGCUCUCUGUGCGCCACGAGGGCUGCGCCAGGACUCGUGUCCCCGACCCCCCCGACGGCCCCGCGCCCCGCAGCCCCACGUUGGGCCCGAGCGCCCGAGGAGAAGGUGGCAGCUGGCCAUGCCUGGCCUCCAAGGCGCCCCGCUGGUGGAGCUGCCCCGAAAGCUGCAGCGCAGCCUCCUGCCCCGCCGCCAGCUGCAGCCUCGCGGUGCCGACAUCUCCGAGUCGGUGCUGCACACGGCUGUGCUGGGGCCUGCUCCUCGGUGGGGGGUUGAUGGGGGGGGAGGCGGCGAUGGAGCUGGUUUUGUGUCCCUGCAGACCCCCCACCACGCUCUGCUGUUGGGAUGCCACGUUGGACUCCGGAAUUUGGGGAACACGUGCUUCAUGAACGCGGUGCUGCAGUGCCUGAGCAGCACCAAACCGUUACGGGAUUUCUGCCUGAGGAAGGAAUUCCUCCAGGAGCAGCCGCCCGGAGCCCGCGGCCCACAGGAGCUCACUGAGGGAGGCAUCCCUGCAGCCUUCGCCGAUGUCAUCGCUGCCCUCUGGCACCCAGAAUCCACCGAGGCCGUCAACCCUGGGCGCUUUAAGGCCAUUUUCCAGAAGUACGUCCCUUCCUUCACUGGAUACAGCCAGCAGGACGCCCAGGAGUUCCUCAAGUUCUUCAUGGACCGACUGCACGCCGAGAUCAACCGCAAGGGCCGCAGGACCCCCAGCAUCCUGGCGGACACCCGGCGCAGCCCCCACCCCGAGGACAGUGAGAGCAUGAGGUGUGGGGAGGGGGGACCCCCGGGGGGGGGGGACGGGGGGGGGACGCUGUGGGGUCGUGGGGACCCUCGUGACCCCAAACUGCGCCCCACAGCGACGACGAAACGCGCCAACCUGAUGUGGAAGCGCUACCUGGAGAGGGAAGACAGCAAGAUUGUGGACCUUUUUGUGGGGCAGCUGAAGAGCUGCUUAAAGUGCCAGGCGUGUGGUUACCGCUCCACCACCACCUUCGAGGUGUUCUGCGACCGAGCUCUGCCCCUACAGAAGAGCUUUGCAGGGGGGAAGGUUUCCCUCCACGACUGCUUCAACCUCUUCACCAAGGAAGAGGAGCUGGACUCAGAAAAACGCCCUGUGUGCGACAAGUGCCGGCAGCGCACGCGCAGCACCAAGAAGCUGACGAUCCAGCGCUUCCCCCGCGUCCUGGUGCUUGCGUAUCCUUGUGGGGUCGGGGGGGCUUUUGGCGACGGGGUCGGGCUCCUCUUAGGGUCGCUGUCCCUUAACGGUGGCUUCUCAGACCUCAACCGUUUCUCCACCACUCGGUACUCCAUCAAGAAAUGCUCCGUCUUUGUCGAUUUCCCCCUGCAGCAGCUCAACCUGCGCGAGUUCGCCAGCGAGAAGGCGGGCAGCCCGGUGUACAGCCUGUACGCGCUGUGCAACCACUCGGGCAGCGUUCACUACGGCCAUUACACCGCCUUGUGCCGGGAUGCGGCCGGCUGGCGGCUCUACAACGACUCCGGUAGAGUUUCGCCCAUCAGUGAGAACCAGGUGCCGUCCAGUGAAGGCUACGUCCUCUUCUACGAGCUUCAGGACCCCCCCCGGCCGCCGGCCCUGAGCCCCCCCUUCCCCCCCCCCCCCACACCAAGGGCCGGGCCUGGGGGGGCCGGGACCCCCUUUGACCCUGGGACUGCAGACAGCUGGGGGGCGGCUGGAAGGAGCCCGCGCUGCCCCGGGACGGGGCUUUUGUGA